AUGUAUUUUCGAAGAUUAUCACCACUGUAUAUUUUACUAGGAGUACUAAUAGUGGCUAUUGUUAUAUUCAAUGUUUCAAUUCUAACUACUUCGUCAUCAGAUGGUUCAAGUUAUUCAAAAAAUGGAGGAGCAACUUAUUAUACUGGAGGUAAAAAAGCCAUGCAAGCUCAUAUUGAUAAAGUUGAUAGUGAAGAAUUUAUAAAUGAAGUUAUGAAAGAAAUUGAAGAUACCAAAAAAGAAGAAAUAUUAGCAGAUUAUAAAUUAAAAGUAACUAAAAAUGAAAAACCAAAGAUUAUCCAGGGUUUAAAAACUGAAAUGAGACAAAAAUAUCUUGAUACAAUAAAAGAUACCAUUAAAGAAGAAAUCAAAGAAGAAAGUACUUCAGAAAUAUAUAAACAAAAUUCUUUGGCUUAUGAUAUAUACCAGAAUUUAGUAGAUAAAUACGCGAAAGAUCAUCAAACUGAAUUUAAACCAGCAUCAUUUUUAUCAAUAUUAUCAAUGGAAAUUGAUUCUUUUCAAGUCCCACUUGAAUUUGAGUCAAAAGUUGAAAAAGCAACACUUAAAUAUUUUGAUAGAAAAAAAUAUUUCCAAUACCUUAUAAAAGAUAUAUUAAUAGCAAAUAAACCAAAUUGUGAUCCAUUAACAAAAGAAGAAAAGGGUAAACAUUUAAAUCCAACUUAUCAAUGGGAUGCAAGAAUUAUUUCUGAAAAAUAUUUACGUGAAUCAAAUUUAAAUAUCCCUGGUGCAAAAUUUAAAUGUUUACAAAAUGCUCAUGAUCAAGUUGUUAAGAAAUUAAAAGCAUUAGCUGAUCCACCAAAUCAAUUUGUUUCGGGUAACGGUAUAGUUAUAAAUGCUGGAGGUGGAAUGAUUGCAAGUGCUUUAACUUGUAUAGCAAAUUUAAGAGAUCAAGGUUCUACUUUACCUGUAGAAAUGAUCUUGGACAAACAAGAAGAAUACGAUAAACAAAUUUGUGAAGAUUUAUUACCAAAUAAACUAAAUGGUAAAUGUGUUAUAGUUGAAAAAGAAUUAGGGAAAGAAGUUUUGGAUUUAGUUGGUGAAAAAUUUGCAAGAAAAAUAUUGGGUAUAUUGGUGUCAUCAUUUGAUAAUACUAUUGCAAUUGAUGCUGACAAUUUGGCAGUAAAAGAUGUUGAUAACUUGUUGUAUACAGAACCUUAUUUAUCCACCAAAAUGAUCUUAUGGCCUGAUAUUUGGGUCAAAUUAACAAGUCCAUUAUUUUAUAAAAUUGCAAGAAUUGAAAAGGGAGAUGUUAUACAUAGAUAUGGUAUACCAAAUGAAGAUAAAUUUCAUGAAUACAUCCAAAAAGAUAAAGUACUGGAGAUUCAUUAUCAUGAUUUUUCAAACUUACCAAAUCCUACAUCUGUUGAAACAGGUCAAAUGGUUUUCUCCAAAAAAGAACAUAUGAGGUCAUUAUUAUUAGCAUUAUAUUAUAACAUUAAUUCAAAAGGUUGGUAUGAAGAUUUAAUAUAUCAAGGAGCAUUUGGUGAAGGAGACAGAGAAACUAUUGUACCAGCAUUACAUGUAAUGAAUGAAAGAUAUCAUUUAAUGAAUCAAAAAGUCCAUAUUUUAGGAUAUGAUGCAGAAAAUGGAAAAUUCGUAGAUACAACAUUAACACAAACCGAUCCAAGAGAUAAUCCUGAAUUUUACUACGAUUGGAAGAAAUUUUUAAGUACAAGAAAUUUGGAUACAAGAUUAAAUCCAUUCCAAUCUGGUGAAUAUACAAGUAGAUUAAUAGAACAAUUUAAAGAAUAUAAAAAGAAAAUUAUAGAAGAUAAAAAAAUUGAAGAUGAAGAUACAGCUCAUAGAUUGAUUGAAUAUAAUUUACCACAAAUAUUAUUUUUACAUUGUAAUCACCCAAAAAUAGAUCCUGUUAAAAAUGCUCAAGAAGGUGAAUAUGGUACUUAUUCAAGAAGAUCAAUGGGUAAACCAGAAAAAACUCAAAAAGUUCUACCAAACAAAGAUUGGGAAUUACGUUUCCAUUCAAUUGCAAAAUGGGUUGCUUGUGAAGCUAUAACAUCACCUGAAUUUUGGGCAAAAUCUAAAAUAGAUCAAAAGACAACAUGUUUUAAAGUAAGUAAAUAUAUUGAAUAUUUAUUACUAGAUUCAAAUAACCCAGCCUCAGAAUUCAAAAACGCAGAUGCAGAAAAAUUUAAAACAAUAAAAUUCACAGGAAAUUCACAAAACAAUCAAGGUGAAUCUCCAAAUAACGCAGCAGCAGUAGCAGCAGCAGUAGCCAACAACAACGAUGCCAAAGUUAAUGCUAUAGCACAACAACAAGCAAAAGAACAAGCAGAAGCGGAAGCUAAAGCCAAACAAAAGGCAAAAGAACAAGAAGAAGAAAAAGCUCAAGGUAAAGCUAAACAAGAAGCUAAUCAAAUGGAUCAAGAAUUAAAUGGUAUUGCUAUAAAUAAACCGAAUGAUGCUAAAGCUAAUGCUAUUCAAAAUAAAGAUGUUAAAGCGAAUGCUGUUCAAAAUAAAGAAGCUAUUGCUAAACCCAAUUUAAAGAGAUGA
This is a messenger RNA of Lodderomyces jiufengensis, 2529 nucleotides long. It is a transcript of the gene MNN26, whose product is annotated as Mnn26p. The coding region runs from base 1 to 2529 and encodes 842 amino acids. Gene Ontology annotation, molecular function: alpha-1,2-mannosyltransferase activity. Gene Ontology annotation, biological process: mannan biosynthetic process. The transcript has a single exon. NCBI's taxonomy places the organism in Eukaryota, Fungi, Ascomycota, Pichiomycetes, Serinales, Debaryomycetaceae. The record is from RefSeq and is a predicted model, not a curated record. Gene Ontology annotation, cellular component: Golgi apparatus.